Messenger RNA from Miscanthus lutarioriparius, 228 nucleotides. The record is from the annotation of a GenBank genome assembly. Lineage: Eukaryota; Viridiplantae; Streptophyta; Magnoliopsida; Poales; Poaceae.
AUGGUGAGAAAGCAACUGGCAGAGAAGUGGGAGAGGAUGAUCAAGCUCGAGAGGAAGCACUUUGCGGGUGCAGUCAGGCUUGACUCAUUGCCGCAACAGUAUGCCUACUUCGAUUGCAGCAUUGGGGACGAUGAUUCCUUGGAAAUAGUCUCCAUGAGCCAAGCUCCCCAAACACAGUCAACCAACAACUACGAUGACAAAGAGAGGCACCAUGUUAUUACUUACUAG